Molecule: messenger RNA, 750 nt
Organism: Adineta ricciae
Lineage: Eukaryota; Metazoa; Rotifera; Eurotatoria; Adinetida; Adinetidae
Source: the annotation of a GenBank genome assembly
AUGUUUGAUUUGAUUGUUGGCAUUAUAUACAUGGCAUUCAUCGUCUACUUUAUGAUCAUCGAAAUUCAAUCCGUAUGUGAAAUGAAAUGGAAGUAUCUUCAACAAUUCUGGUGCUAUAUCGAAUGGGGUAUGAUUUGCUGUUCGUGGGCAAGCAUUGGUAUAUAUGUACGGCGAUACUAUGAAAUGAAACGAAUUGGCAGUGUGUUUCAUAGAAGUAAAGGAUACGAAUAUGUAAAUCUACAAUUCGCAACACAUAUGGAUGAUAUAUUAACGUUUUUGCUUGGCUUUUGUUGUUUUUUCGGCACAAUAAAAUUGCUCCGUUUUUGCCGAUAUCAUCGUCAUCUUUCACUCCUUGGUGAUACACUUCGAUAUGUCGGCAAAGAUCUUUUCUUUUUCACUGCAUCAUUCGCAAUUAUGGUUACGGCCUUUAUUGCUCUAUUUUACCUUCUCUUUACAUCGAAAAUUUUGACUUGUUCCAGUCUGUUCAGCACGACUCAGAUGAUCUUUGAAAUGAUCCUGAUGAAGUUUGACGCAAGUGAAAUUCGUGCAGCUGACGACGUUCUUGGCCCAAUAUGCUUUACACUGUUCAUCUUUCUAAUCGUGUUUAUUGGCAUGACGAUGUUCGUUUCGAUUAUUAGUGAUGGAUUUCGUUCGAUUCGAGAGAGAAACCGAGUGGAUUUCAAGACUGAUUUCGAAAUGUUCGAAUUCAUGUGGGAUAGACUUCUUCGACAAUUGGGUAAUUUGAAAUAA